GAAGGAGGGAGGAGGGAAGCCCGCUCUCUGGAGAGAGGCGGUCGCGGCCUGAUGACGUCGCACAAUGGCCGGCCCCCGCGGGUAGUGGAGCCCGUUUGUUCCGCCCGCGUCGCCCCGAAGCCGAAGCCGAAGCCGGAGCCGGAGCCGGAGUCGGAGCCGGAGCCGAAGCAGUCAAGACCAGAGGAUACUGAUGGAUGUGUGUGAGAGCCCUGAUCGAGAUCCUGGAUCUCCAGAGGAAGAACAGCAAGAGCUCUCAGAUGAUGACAUUCUAAAAGAAAGUGGGUCUGAUCGCGAUUUGGAUGGAGAGGGUGGGAGGGGCACUGAUUUGGAGGAAGAGGAAGAAGAUGCAGCAAGGGCGUUGAGUCAGGGUGAAGAGGAAAAUCAUUCAGAUGAGGAGGACCGAUUAAGUGAAACCAAAUCUCAGGACUCUGAUAAUAAUGAUCAGAGCAGAGAUCUUAAGAACUCUCCAUGUCGGGAGGAGGAGGAGGAGGAAGAGGAGGAGGAGGAAGAAGACAGGACAAAUGAUCUUAGAGAUGAAGCCUCUUCAGUCACUAGAGAACUGGAUGAACAUGAAUUAGAUUAUGAUGAGGAGGUUCCUGAGGAACCCACAACUACUGCUCAAGAGGAUGAGGCUGAGAAGGCUGGUGGAGAAGAUGAGGAUGAGAAAGGAGAAGGUACUCCAGAGGAAGAAGAGAAAUCCAGUGGUAAAAAUGGGGAGGAAAAAGAACACCCAGAAUCUCUUAAGGAGAAAAAAAAAGAGGAAGAUGAUGGAGAAAUAGAUGAUGGAGAAAUUGAUGAUGAUGAUCUGGAAGAAGGAGAAGUAAAGGAUCCUAGUGAUAGGAAGGUGAGGCCUCGUCCCACCUGCCGAUUCUUUAUGAAAGGUCAUUGUACAUGGGGGAUGAAUUGUAGGUUUAUCCAUCCUGGAGUGAAUGACAAAGGAAAUUAUUCUUUGAUCACAAAACCAGACCCUUUUCCACCCAAUGGUGCACCACCUGUUGGACCUCAUCCAUUGAUGCCAGCCAAUCCUUGGGGUGGACCAGUUGUUGAUGAAAUUCUGCCUCCACCACCUCCAGAACCCCCAACAGAGAGUGCCUGGGAGAGAGGACUCCGGCAUGCAAAGGAGGUUUUAAAAAAGGCAACCAUUCGAAAAGAACAGGAACCUGAUUUUGAAGAAAAAAGGUUUACAGUGACCAUUGGAGAAGAUGAGCGAGAAUUUGACAAAGAAAAUGAAUUUUUCAGAGAAUGGAAUUAUCGGAUUACUAGAGAUGUCAGAGAUACAGCACUUGAACCAUAUUCAGAUCCUUAUUAUGAUUAUGAAAUAGAACGAUUUUGGCGUGGUGGACAAUAUGAGAACUUCAGAGUGCAAUAUACAGAAACUGAACCAUAUCAUAAUUAUCGAGAGAGGGAAAGGGAACGAGAGAGAGAAAAUAGACAGAGAGAACGGGAACGGGAACGUGAGAGAGACCGAGAAAGGGAACGGCGGCAAAGGGAGAGAGAGCGAGAGAGAGAAAGAGAACGGGACAAAGAACGCCAACGAAGGAAAGAGGAGUGGGAACGAGAACGAGCCAAGCGAGAUGAAAAAGACAGGCAGCACAGAGACCGGGACAGAGAAAAAGAGCGAGAAAAAGAAAAAGAAAAACCAAAACCUAGAUCCCCUCAACCACCAAGCCGUCAACCUGAGCCACCAAAGAAGGAAACCACAUCAACUGGCCCACAGGUGAAAAGAGCAGAUGAAUGGAAGGAUCCUUGGCGACGAUCUAAGUCCCCUAAAAAGAAACUUGGUGUAUCAGUUUCUCCAAGCCGUGCACGGAGGCGUCGAAAAACAUCUGCCUCAUCAGCAUCUGCAUCCAAUUCCUCCAGGUCAUCUUCUCGUUCAUCAUCAUACUCUGGUUCUGGCUCCUCACGAUCCCGGUCCAGGUCCUCAUCCUACAGCUCCUAUUCUAGUCGGUCUUCUAGACACAGCUCAUUCUCAGGCAGCAGAUCCAGGUCUCGUUCUUUUUCAUCUUCCCCUUCUCCAUCGCCAACACCAUCCCCACACAAACCUUCUAUAAAAACUAAAGGAGAGCCUGCUCCACCUGCCGGAAAAGGAGAGAAGUCUCUGAAAAAGCCAGUUCCCCCUCCUGUGCCCCCACAGUCCACUAAAACUAUUACACCUGCAGCAGAGCCAACCAAACCAGGAGAUAACAGAGAAGCCAGAAGGAAGGACCGCCCAACCAGAACCCCACCCAGGAGGCGGACCAUCAGCGGCAGCAUCAGCGGCAGUGCCAGUAGCUAUAGCGGAUCUAGUUCCCGAUCCAGGUCAUUGUCAAGAUCUCUCUCUAGGUCCCAUUCCCGAUCAACUUCUGCCUCUAUUUCUCCCUCCCCAUCAGGGUCCAGGAAGUCCCGGUCCCUGAGUGUGAGCAGCGUCUCCUCCAUCUCCAGUGCCACAUCAAGUAGCAGUUCUGUUCGCAGUGCCGAUUCAGAGGACAUGUAUGCUGAUCUGGCCAGUCCUGUUUCCUCGGCCAGUUCCCGGUCUCCCACGCCUGCCCAGCCGAAGAAGGAGAAAGGAAAGUCAAAAAAAGAAGACAGUGUUAAAGAAGAGAAGCGGAAAAGGGAGGCUCCCACACAGCCUCCCAAAUCCACAAAACCUGCAGCCAGUAGUAAAUCAUCCCAGCAGCCACCACCUCCCCAACAAGUGCUCCCGCCACAACCUCAGCAAGGAGGGUUCAGCGCUCACAAAGAGAUCAAACUGACAUUAUUAAAUAAGGCAGCUGAUAAAGGAAGCAGGAAAAGAUAUGAACCAUCAGACAAGGACAGACAAACUUCUCCCCCAGCAAAACGAGCUAACCUAUCUCCUGAAAGAGGUUCUCGUGAUAGGAAGCCAGGUGGGAGAAUCUCUUCUCCUAAACAGGAACGCCAGAGAGGACAGAACCCCAAACCACCUCUGACUCAACCAGAUAGGAAACGCCAGCUGUCCCCACAGUCCAAGAGUUCGAGCAAAGUCACCAGUGUCCCCGGCAAAGCUUCGGACGGGGGCCCGGCCACAACUGGUGCCAAGUCCGGGAAGUCAAGCACGCUGUCGAGACGCGAGGAGCUCUUGAAGCAACUGAAGGCCGUGGAGGAUGCCAUCGCUCGAAAGCGGGCCAAAAUCCCUGGGAAAGUAUAGCUCCCGGCCGGGCCCAUAGAGACUCUUACGUGUUUUUAUAAAUAGUGUAAGCGCAGCCAUUUUGGAUUGUGCAGUUAAUGUCUUAUUUUGGCUGCGGUUCUUUUUUAAAAUUAAAAAAAGAAAAAAAAAGUUUCUCAGCUGGAGAAGAAGCUGCCCACGUAAUGAAGAUGACUCUGAUUCCCAGCUGCUGAGACCAAGGAUCAGCCCCUUCUCCCCCAGAGCAGGACCCCCAGAGGCAGAGCCGGUCGGCACCGAGGCGGAGGCACACGCGGCAGCAUUCUCAAUGUAAAUUAUAAAUCCUGGACUCCUCCUUGCAGCCCCAUCGGAUACCCCUCCCCCCACACACUCUUUUCUUUUUUCCUCCCCACUUCCUCCACCGACCCCCUGCUAGCCACGAGUUGUAUUCUAGUUCGCCUUGCUGUGUGUUGUGUCUUCAGCAAUGCCGUUCUCUUUCCUGUGUAACCAGAAAACCGAGUACUUCUGUGAACUACUGGCAACAUCUUCCCCUCUCUUGCCCCAUCCCCAGGAUCAAAAAUAUAUAUAUAGAAAUAGAUAUAUAUAUAUUCUUGACUAAAGUCUGAUUGGGAAAUAUUUCCUGUCUUUUAUUUUAAGCAUCAGAUUGUUUUAGUUGAUUAAAAAAGAAAAAAAAAAAAAGCAAGGGUAUUGUUGGGGCGUCUGUCUAAUGAGGAGGGUCUUUUUUUUUUGAGGGGGUCUCCUAAAAUAAAAUAUUUUGAUAAACAGUU
Messenger RNA from Antechinus flavipes (yellow-footed antechinus), 3888 nucleotides. It is a transcript of the gene ZC3H18, whose product is annotated as zinc finger CCCH-type containing 18. The record is from RefSeq and is a predicted model, not a curated record. Gene Ontology annotation, molecular function: metal ion binding. The transcript has 18 exons. The coding region runs from base 191 to 3145 and encodes 984 amino acids. NCBI's taxonomy places the organism in Eukaryota, Metazoa, Chordata, Mammalia, Dasyuromorphia, Dasyuridae.